Messenger RNA from Funneliformis caledonium, 192 nucleotides. The record is from the annotation of a GenBank genome assembly. NCBI's taxonomy places the organism in Eukaryota, Fungi, Glomeromycota, Glomeromycetes, Glomerales, Glomeraceae.
AAUAUUUGAAAGUAGUGUAUGAUGAAGAUCGAGAUGAAUUCAUGGAAAUUCAUGUUGAAAUAGAAGAUCCUUCUACAAUUUUUGAACCAACGUUUGAAGACGUCAUGACGUUAUGGAUUGCGGUUAUCAUUUGGGGUACCCAACUUAUAUUAGGCCGUCUUUUAUACAAGAAAGUUGGUUUUAAGAUUACUG